AUGGAGACAGAACCCGACAGGAUGUAUGUCGACCGCGUCCGCCACUCACCUUCCGGUGUUGUCUGGGGGGCGACGCUUUUUGUCUACGACGAGGACAUUGAACAGGAAACAUCCCAACUAGACGAACCCCCAAGAGUUCCCAUCGAUAGCAAUAUUAUCCUUAGGUCCCAACUCGAGUUGCACGGAGACAUUCGAGAAUACCUAAGGAAAUGGCUGGAUACCAACCCCAAUGAUCUGGACCCCGUGCGCCGAUCUGACUCCAAGCAUCGGCCAUUGGAAUUACCAGGUAAAUCAGUUGGCACAAUGCCUAACGGCCGCGACGCAAUCGAUUCCUGGGGCGACCCGAACAAGCUGAACCAGGACGCUGGGGAUAAAGAGGAAUUUGAAGGUGAACACCUCGAGCAGGGUGACUUAAUCGCCCGAUUGAAUUCAGACGGAGUGUUCAAUUACGGAAUCUACGUGCGCUCUGUUCACAAACAGAAACAGUUCUACAAUAGCAACGGGAACUGGCGCAUCUGCUCCAACGCAGAGCUCGACUAUGUUAUCAAAGGAUUUGCACCUACUGAACUUGUCGAGCCUCUCACACCCUGGUUCCCGGAUAAUGAGGCUAUCGUAAGCCAAGAUAUUCAGGUGACCCCCGAGGGAGGUCUUCCGAGGCCACUGGGUGCUCCUCUUCUGAGGAUGAUGGGCAACUUCAAGACUCAUAUCUUGAAAUUCUAUAGAGAAAACUCUCAGAUAUUGGACAAUCUUCAUGAUCAGGUGGCAGAUGACACCGAAGUUCUCUGCCUGAGCCUUGAAAAGUUGACAAUGACUGCUCUUGGCAUCGAGGAGUCGGAGCUGACUAGCGUCAACAUGUUUGCUGUUCAUCAGGCUGUUCGCCGGCAUCCUUUCCUCAUCGAAAAAGAUGGCAGCUCCUUGUUCAGCCGGAUGUAUAUCGUGCAACCAAAACGGAUCGCCAAGGUUGUCAAACAGGUUGUCGACUGGACUCAUGAACACCAAGAGCAUUGUGUUCGUGCCGCAAUGCGCAAAGAUACCCAGGCGUCCAAGGAUCACCCCAUGAACCGAUUUAUCGCCAAAGCACAGCGGCUGAUUCGCCUUAGCAGAAGGCUCCGCUCUCCGACUAUCAUGUCCAGCGUGGGACCAUCCUCCAACAGAUAUUCGCCUGGUCAGGAUGGAAACCCAUUGGUGUACCGCGAACUUCCCACCGAAAAGUUCAGCGCAGAUGACUCAGUAAUCAUUGAAUACCUGAAGCUGUACUCGGUCCCUGCUAUUGUCAUGCCAUCGGGCACUUUGCGAUCGACAGCAACACAUAUCAUGCGUGCCACAGGGAUGUACAAUACUCUUGGUCUGAGUGAGGCUUCAACCCGUCUUUUGUUGCAGGAAAUCGGCAUCAUAGCCCCUUGGGAGAAUCUUCUACCCCUUGACCAGUAUCUGAUGCUUCCUGGGCAUGGCGUAUCCCUCGCAAAGGACAUGGAGUUGGAAGAGAUUGAGGAGUAUUGCAGCAAACUCACUGCCGAUCAGUUGCAAGAUUCUAUGCAACACCUGAGAAAGGAUUGGGGAGAUAUGCCAGUUUACUGUGUGGAUGAUGUGACGGCGCAAGAAAUUGAUGACGGUAUAUCGCUGGAGCCCAUCCCAGGAUCUCAUGAUACAUUCUGGGUGCAUGUCCACGUUGCCAACCCCACAGCCUUUAUUGGGCAUGACAACCCGAUCAUCCAGUAUGCAGCCUCACGACUCUUCACCAGCUACAUCCCGGAACGCACAUAUCCCAUGCUUCCAAAAUCUCUCACUGAACCUCACUUCAGUUUAGCGGCUGGUCGGCCGGUACUCACAUUCAGUGCGAAGAUGAAUCGUCGAGGAGAGAUCUUGGAUAGUAAGAUCCAAAACGGGACAAUCCACAAUGUCAUCAAUCUGACUCACAGAACACUCCGCGACUUCUUCGACCCCGAUUCCGAAGAACAGUUGGAGUCACUCACCAUAGGUGGCGUAUUCACCGAGCCACCCAUACCACAUGGUAAAACAAUCCAACAAGGCCUUCGGCCCGAGGACAAAGAUAGAUUCCACAUCUUGCGUCAACUCAUGCUCGCAUUCCGCCAAACUCGCAGAAACAAUGGCGCCAUGGACCUCACUCCUCUUAGCCCAGAUGUUUCUGUCUCAGUCCAGUCAGGCAACGCCCCGAUGCCGCCAUACGAUUUAGAAGCCACAACCGGACGUCACUAUCUCGGUGAUCCAGUCAUUCGGCUCAAUAUGCAUACAUAUGAUCCAUACGACGUUCGCGACCAAUCCCGGGAUAAUUUGGUCUCCCUGAUUAUGAAUCUGGCUGGGCAUAUCUCCGGCCAAUUCUGUGCCGCACGCAACAUCCCCGUUAUCUACGACGGCACAUGGUACGACCCGGAAUACGGACGCGUCACCAACAAGAACCUGGCCAAUUUUGGCGGUGAGGGUUUCUAUGAGCUCAGCGUGCCGCUGGCCUACUCUUCCACAAUCCCAACUAAGCACCACACCCUGGGCUUGGAUACUUACGUCAAGAGUACCAGUCCACUGCGCCGAUACACGGAUGUUAUUGCGCAUUACCAGAUUGAGGCAGCAUUGCGUUUCGAGCAUGAACACAGCCGUCAGUUUGACGCUCUUGUUGAUAGCCCCGAUCCUGCAGAGAUCGACCUAGUGGAGACAGAACUGGCAGAGACUGCCACUGAAAUUACCCCAAAUAACACAAACACCGCUCCCACCUCUCUCCUCCCCUUCUCCAAGUCUGAAAUCGACGCACACCUCAUCUACUCCCAACCCCUGCGCAGACGUCUCAGAAAUCUCGACAAAUACUCCACACAGCAUUGGGCUUGUAUGCUGCUCUUCCGCGCAUUCUACUUCUCCGAGUGCACUCUCCCCAUCACAUUCCCAUGUCUGCUACGCACCCCGCGCAUCAGGCCUAAACAUAUGGACGAUGAGUAUGCCGGCGUCAUCACUAAUCUUGGCGUGAACUGCUCGGUUACCAUUCCCGAUGAUUUCCCAGAUAAAGAUAAGCUGGAUAUCUUCUGCAUGGUCGAAGCCCAUAUCACUGCCGUUGAUAUGUCAUCUUUACAGGUGACUAUGGAGGCGACCAAGUUUAUAAAGCCGUUUGAGAGGAAGGGCGAAUGGGCUUAA
Penicillium robsamsonii is the source of this 3138-nucleotide messenger RNA. Its product is annotated as exoribonuclease II. Gene Ontology annotation, molecular function: RNA binding; 3'-5'-RNA exonuclease activity. The coding region runs from base 1 to 3138 and encodes 1045 amino acids. Gene Ontology annotation, cellular component: exosome (RNase complex); P-body. The record is from RefSeq and is a predicted model, not a curated record. The transcript has 2 exons. Gene Ontology annotation, biological process: mRNA catabolic process. NCBI's taxonomy places the organism in Eukaryota, Fungi, Ascomycota, Eurotiomycetes, Eurotiales, Aspergillaceae.